Molecule: messenger RNA, 1436 nt
Organism: Cuscuta campestris
Lineage: Eukaryota; Viridiplantae; Streptophyta; Magnoliopsida; Solanales; Convolvulaceae
Source: the annotation of a GenBank genome assembly
AUUUAAAGAUUUUUUUUAAUGGAGUUUUUUUUAAUUACCACUGUCGAUCUCGUAUCACUGUGGCUGGGAAAUUGAGAAGGAGAAGAUGGUUAGAAGAAAGCAGGUGGUAAGUCCUGAUUAGGCUAGGGAUGGCUAUGGCGAUCGGUUUAGCUGUGUACUUGUGCCAUUGGACGAUCGACUACCGGAUCUCUUCCGAUGAUACAGAACUGGUCAGAACACUGCAUAUUGCUACUCGAAACAGUGCUAAGCAGGUAGCCUACGUAGAGUAUCCUGGAGUAGCUAGUAGGGCAAAAGGAGAAUGGUUAGGUGUUUGUGAUGUAAAACCACGUGGCUGGGUUGAAACCACAUCUGAUACACAAAAGCUCCAGAGUACUGACAAUUUUGCGUACCAAGAAGAUAUGGCUGGUGGAGAUAAGUGUAAGGGUCACGCAGAGCAAACAAAGUCCAAUACUGGGAAGUGGAAAGAACUUUCUAGGUUGCGACAUGCCAUCCUUGGUGGUGGUAGAUCAGGCGGAACAUCAGCUAGCGCAUCUGCGAGUGCAUCAGGCAGUGCCUCAGCCAGCGCCUCAAGCAGCGCAUCAGCGAGGGAAUCAGCGAGUGCAUCUGGUAGUGCCACUGUCAGAGUGCCUACUAGGCCUCACGGCACGAAUGUCACUAGCACCUCUUCCGGAGGGUUUACACGUUCCACUGAUGAGUCCAGGAUGCGCGAUGGUGAGAGCAUGGACUCAGACGAGUCGAUAGAGCACGAGCAUGACGAUGCUAUGGACCUUGGACCGAGCGUAGCAUACUUUGAUCGCUCUGGAAGAGGGAGCUCAGAUCCUUUGUUCCACAUUCCAGUAGAGGCUCGACCCAACAGGGGGCAGUUGGAAGAGCCUAAGCAACGUGACAGUGGACUUAUACUGGAGAGAGUUUCAGGUAAAUUUUGGGUUAUGUUCCGUGCUUGGAAAUCGAAGGCUCGAAGACAAUACACCGACUGGCUCUCAUCUAUUAGGAAUGAGAAGAAUGGAACAGAGAAGCAAAACUACGUAGCCAUGCAGGAGGCAGUUCGUGAAGAAGGCUUAAAUGCGACACCUGACGAGAUUUUUCUAUCUACAGUUGGAGGACAUGAUGCCAAGAAUCGCGUUCAUGGUGUUGGAGAUCUCGCACGGAGCCUACCACGAAUGCAUGCAAGUGAGGCAAGACGUGCUAGCACUAGCUCUAUGUGGGACCCUCGAGAUGAUGAGAUCAGGAGGUUGAGAGAAGAGCUAGAUGAAAUUAGAGCUUCCCAAACGCGUGAAUUAUUGUCGAUUCGAGAAGAGAUGACCCGACUUUAUGGAGGAGUUUUCCCACGUGGAAAUGGAGAUGGCGGUGGAGAUGGAGGAGGGUCGGGGUUUGUAGGGGUUUGUUGAGUGUUUUAUUAGAAUUGAAGAACAUUAUAUUAAACUUAAGUGUUAUGG